Messenger RNA from Mirounga angustirostris (Northern elephant seal), 3191 nucleotides. It is a transcript of the gene POLR2M, whose product is annotated as RNA polymerase II subunit M. Lineage: Eukaryota; Metazoa; Chordata; Mammalia; Carnivora; Phocidae. Gene Ontology annotation, molecular function: transcription elongation factor activity. Gene Ontology annotation, cellular component: nuclear envelope; nucleus; RNA polymerase II, holoenzyme. The record is from RefSeq and is a predicted model, not a curated record. The coding region runs from base 21 to 1133 and encodes 370 amino acids. Gene Ontology annotation, biological process: maintenance of ER location; intracellular signal transduction; transcription elongation by RNA polymerase II. The transcript has 4 exons.
CCGGCCUCAGCCCCCGCAGAAUGUCCUCGCUGGCCCGCGGCUUCGAGCCCCAAGUUCCCGAGGACUUGGGGCGGCGGAGUUUGGCGGAGCUGCGGGAGAUGUUGAAGCGCCAGGAGAGACUUUUGCGCAACGAAAAAUUCAUUUGCAAAUUGCCCGACAAAGGUAAAAAGAUCUCAGACUCUAUUGCCAAACUGAAAGCUGCCAUUGCAGAAUGUGAAGAAGUUAGAGGAAAAAGAGGACUGUUUCAUCCUGUUAGUUUAGACUGUAAGCUAAGGCAAAGAGCAGUUGCAGUUGUUGAUGUGGACACAGGAAAGGCCCAGAAUUCUGACCAGAUACUUGAUACUUCAUCACUAGUUUGUGGCUCUUCCUCUGUAAGUAGCAUCAAGUCAUCUAAAACCACCUCACAACAGCGGGGACUUGUACAGCCUCCUCCGGAAGGCGAUGAAGAGGCUCCAGACGUUGAGUACACCGUAAGCAUAUGCCCAGCUUCCAGCAGCAGGGCCAGUGCGCCUUCCUCCUCCGAAGCUAGUGAGCGUCUCCCUCAGCAUCAGGUUUCAAGGCAAGCAGAAGAUAAUUCGAGCGGCUCUGACAACCUGUUUAUUGAUAGGUUACAAGGGAUCACAAUUGUGGACUCAGGUGAAGAGCACUCAGAAGAGGACUGGAGUGCUGAGAACGUGGCAAGGCUUGGUAGUGGGGCCCAGAAGAAGCCUCAUUUCAUGGAAGUGCUAGCAAUUCGAGCCAAAAACCCGGUGCCCCCACCACAUAAAUUUAAAACAAAUGUAUUACCUUCACAGCAAAAUGAUUCAUCUGGUCAUUGGCAGAGAGGAGGGUCUCCCGUCUCCUCGGAAGAAAGGCGGCUCAGGGAUAAGAAGCAUCUUGAUGACAUUACAGCAGCCCGGCUUCUGCCACUUCACCAUAUGCCCACACAGCUGCUCUCCAUAGAAGAAUCUUUGGCACUUCAGAAACAGCAGAAACAGAGUUAUGAGGAGAUGCAAGCCAAACUCGCAGCACAAAAAUUAGCUGAAAGACUGAACAUAAAGAUGCAGAGCUAUAAUCCAGAAGGGGAGACUUCAAGGAAGUACCGAGAAGUGAGGGACGAAGAUGACGAUCAGUCCUCUGGAGAUGAAUUCUGAAGAUGGGCAAUGGAAUCAUUGCCUAAAUCUCUGCCUGUUGAGUUGUCAUGAUCUUACAUCAGACUUUCAAACAAGUAUCAAGAUCGGUGUCAGACAUUGUCGAGGGAAGGAAUUUUUUUUAAGUUACACAAAGGUAGCUAUAAAAAUAGCCCAGUUUGUCUUUCAGAAGAUGACUUUCAUGUACUUAAAAAGUUUAAUAUUUGAAUAUUGUGUUUUAACCAUAUUGUAUUAAAGUUUUGCAGUAUGUUGUGUGUUGGUCUGAUAUUUUAGUACAUAGUAAGCACAGUAUUUUUUUCCUCUAAGCCAAAUGAAGCAGGUAACUGCUCUUUUCCUGAUUCUUACCUCUUUGGAAUAGCAUUUAUUACAUUUAUUACAUGCCUUUCAGUGAAAUAUUUGGUUGCCCCAGGCAUCACCUAAAAUGAAUUAGGAAGAUAAAGUUCCUUCCUUUUUCGAGUAAUGGAGGGAGCAGUCUAGAGAAUUUUAAUGCAUGUUUGCAUGGGGUUAAUGAGGUGUAUUGGAUGUGAAAUACCUAGGAAGACACUUAAUAGAGAAUUCUGAAAUGUUUGUUUCCUUCUUCUGUCUUCCCUUAGGAAGAAUGUUAUCUUCUGAUUAGGAAUAGGAGUACUUUUAGUUGGUGCUAGAGGGUGGAUGGUCUUUCUGGAUGAUCACAUUUGCCUGGAGUGACAUGAGGUAUAGGAAAAGUCUAGGGUGACUGUAGAUGAAGGGAGGAGCUGUUCUUAGGCUUGACCUGACUUGAGUUCAUUGCUCUAAGAGGUGACAGGUUCAGUUUGGUAAGAGAACCAAUUUUUUUUUUUUUUAAGCUACAGUUGAAUUGUCAAUGCAUUGCCUUUCCCCCCCCCCCAAGAGGCAUAUAUAGGCUACAGAAAUCUCCGUCUCAUAUGUAUACACGUUUAUGUAAUUUUAAAGGAUUACUUGGUUGUUAUCAGAGAUUCUUUGUUUAACAUAUUGGAGAUUUUAAACAGUGUUGAAAGGAAGAAUAAAAUAUUAAUUAGAGCAACUUCAUAAUGUUAAUGGUGAUGUUUUACGGGUGUUUAAGUUUAACUUGCUUUAAAAGAGACUUUCAUAUAUGACAUUUUCCUGCAAACAGACUUAGGAGUGCUAGGAAGGGCUCGGUUCUCUAGCAUGGACUUCCAGGUACAGCUACUGCUUUCCAUCCCCCUCCCAUCCCCUCCCCCCAGCACCCCUCCCCCCAGAAAUGUAAAAAUAUACUGAGCUAACAAAUUUAUGAUUUCUGCUUUUAAAAACUAGUAGUAAAUGGAUUUCACAACAUAAAAUUAUUCUUUAGAGAAUAGAAGGAUACACAUCUGGAAAGCCAAGUAAUGUGGAAGUGCUCCCAUGCAUGGACACACAGUCCCCUGUAGUCGGAUCACCCAGAGAGCGCCUCUGUUAAGGUUUGGGUAUAUGCACUUUACAUACUCUUCUAUACGUUUCUAUUUUCAAUAAUGCAAUCAUACUGUACAUUGUUUCACAGUCUGCUCUAUGUAUGGUAAACAUUUUCCAUAAUAGAUAUUUUGCCUUUGAGAUAGCUACAGAAUAUUCAAUUUUAUGGGUGUGCCAUAACUUUUAAAAUCAACUUAUUAUUUAACAAUUUGAUCGUUACAAUGUAAACUGUAAACAACGAUGUGAUUAACAUCUUAAAAGAUAAUCACGUUGUACAAAAAUGAUUUCUUUCCAGAAGAUACCUUUAUAGAAGUGAAAUUGCUAGUUGGGAGUAUAGGUAAGUUUUUGAGAUUUUUGAUCUACAUCACUCACCACAAAGAUUGUGUCCCUUUAUAUUCCUCCGAGCAUAUCAAACUCCCAGAACUGAAAAUUGCUAUUUAAAGUGUUUGCAAACUGAAUAAUUACAGGAAAGGAUGGUUUUUAAAAUUUAUGUUUCUUUGAUUGCUUAAUGAAGAGUAUUUUUUCAUGUUUAUUGACCAUUUAUGUUCAUUCUUCUGAGCAUUGCUUAUUCAUAUCUUCACUGAAUUUUCUUGGAGAAUGUGCUGUUUUUAUUGGUCUAUAAAUUCUUAAUAAUUAAAAUGUCCAGCUUUUGUCCUA